GAUCAACAAAGCAGAGUUGUGAAGUUUCCCUGCCGGGCCAGGGUGCCGGUCAUGGUAGACCAGAUGUCCGAUGACCAGAUGUCCGUAGAGACGUUUUGUCUGGUUUCGCUGGAGUAGUUGGACGGGCCGAAAUCCACCCGCCGUGCUGUUUAAAUGGGCCGAAACUGUUUAAGGGUGUUAAUUUAAAUUUCAUAGAACUCCUUGUUUAGUUUCAAAAAGCUUGCAUGAACAAAGAUAAUCCCUAAAAAUCUAAAUCAGAGGCAGCGGAAAAAGGACAGUGUCUUCCCUCGUGUCAGUCCGAUGUCUUACCCUCGGAUAAUUUUGCACAUAGAACUUCUUCUACCCCUUGGGAAAAGAAAUACAUUGCAACAAGAUAAGUCAGUAAGGGGGCCUUCAUGUAGGACGUGCUGUCUAUGGCUAAUAAUACUGUGUUGCCUAUUUGAAACUUGCUUAGAAUGUGGAUCUUAAAAGUCCUUCCUCCUCAGGAGGGGAAAAAAAAAUGCAGGGCACUAGAUAAUUAAGUAAAUGCUAGGAUUUUGUUUACUAUAAAGCAGGUUAAACCUGGGGAGAUGAGCAUCUCAUCAAUUAAUAUAUUGUUAAUUUUUGUUUGUUUAAAAACAGCUCAGGCAGUCUGAGAAGGAAAGAAAAAAAUAAUUUUCAUGAAAAAGGAAUAUUUCUCCCUUAAAAGGAAAACUCUUAGUUGUAAUUCAAAACAUUUUAAUUUCCUUUUAAAAUGUAAAUCAAGCUCCUCCAGCUGAUCUAAAUUGGUCUAAGGGAAAACUCCACAGUGAUAGAGUAGCUCCAGAUCUUAGGAAGGAAACAGAAGACGACUAGCACUCGGAUUUUAUUUGUAGCAUUUACCACUUUCUGGAAUUCUCUUGCUCAUUUGCUGGCCAGCUUGUUGAUUGCCUUGCUUCCCUGUGCAGAAAGCAAGCUCGGUGAGCGCCUGAGGGAGGGAGCUUGUCUUUUUUGGUUCUAUCCCUGAGACCAACCGUGGCUGACAUGCGUGUUGAAGGUGCUCUAAUAUUUGUUUGGGAAAUUCAAAGGUGAAAAGAAACAAAAAACAACAACGUGGUGCUUGUGGAAAGGGAACGUGGGAAUGGAAGGCCACUCAUUGAAAAGGACUUGGCCUGGGCCUCUGUGCGCCGGGAUCCAACCACACGGGGGACAGAGUCCAAGCUCUCGCGCACACAGCAAGCAGGAGAGCUGGGCAGAGCUGCAGACUCAGUCCCUGCCUCGCGGAGGGAGCGCAGGGGGCUUGAGGGACAGGAAGCUGAGCCCCUCUGACGGUCCACGGGCAGAGGGGUAAGGAAGAAGGUGGGAAGCCCACUGCCUCCCGUGGUGGAGCCGGGCUGCUGUGUGACCAGGGGCAGAGUCGUCAUCUGCCCACUGAGGACGGGUGGGAGACGGAGAGCAUGCACCUGAGAAGUAGGGGAGACAGAAGCCGGAGGAGCAGGUAACAUUCCUCGGACUGGUGGCUGAUGAGGCAGGGGCCCGGUGGCUCCUUGGUUCCUGGGUUGGAGAGGGGAGUGUGUGUGUGUGUGUGUGUGUGUGUGUGUGUGUGUGUUCAGGGCUGGUGAUGGUGGUGCUGGUUCCUUGUCCAGAGAAAAGGAUAAAAGGACAGAAAAUGCUGGAAUUGACACCGAUUUGGUCAGCACUGUUGUUGGUACAGGGAUCCCUGGUUGCGUGGGCGCCUGCGUGCUGUGAUGGAGACGUGAACCGAUCCUGCGAAGGGAGGAAUCCACCCAGCAUGGGAAGUGCCAGAUGCCAGGAGAACUAUGUGUGGAGUUAAAAUCGCGAGUUGACGGGACAGCUCCUUUCAUUCCGGUGGUCUGUGGGGGCUUCUCUGUGGAGGGGAAGUUGUCCUGGGGUCUGAACGGCCCAGGCGGCCAGCAGUGCAGAGUGCCCCAAGCAGAGGGAGUCUCCGGUUAGGGGACAGGAGGAGGGUCCCCUGUGAGACCUGGCACGGACCAGAGCAGUGGUGUGGAGGGAAACCCACAGAGCAGACGGGCCAGUUGGGGCUUUGUAAGUUGGGGGAAAUUGCAUAUUAUGCAGGAGCAAAGGGAAGCUGCCGGAAGGUUUUAAACUACUGGGGAUUAUGGGCUUUGUGAUCCAAGAACCUCAUUCUGGCUGCAGUUCGGUGAGUGAAUGCAGGGGCUGUUGAGACGGAGGACACGUGGUCCCCUGUAGUAGGCAGGGCAAGAGACCGGGAGACCCGCGUGGCAAUGAAUUGUGGCUUUCGGAGGAGCUUGGAGGCAGGCGCAGGUGGACCGGGUGUGUGGGUGAAGGCAGGAGAGGGCCGGAGGGGUGCCUGGGCUUUCGGUGCGGCAGCUGGGCACGGGCCGGGCUGUGCGAGGGCGCAGCCGGCAGGCUCCGAGUGCCGCCUGACGGAGUCGCCAGCAGACAGCUGUGCGCUGCGGUGGCGUCCCCCGCAGGGGGUGUGGAAUGACAGGGGGGCUCUCUGGGCAGCCGCAGAAGGAGUGGGGUGGGAGAUGAGGCUCUGUGACUUCUUGGGAGCAGGAGAAGCCGCAGUUCUGAAUGGAAACCUGCCGUGACCUGGGGGAGCAGGAGGGGCAGAAGACUGUGACAGAAGUGGAAGGAAGAACCAUGGAGAACCCAGAGGAGGAGUGAGCCCGAGAGGCGGGAGAUGGCAGAGACCGCGUCCUGGAAUCGCGAGCGGGCACUGCUGCGCGGAGGAAGCCAGACGCCCCGGAGAUCGAGUUUGACAGAUGAAAAAGUGAAGGCGUAUCUUUCUCUCCAUCCCCAGGUGUUGGACGAGUUUGUAUCUGAAAGUGUUAGUGCAGAGACUGUAGAAAAAUGGCUGAAGAGGAAAAACAACAAACCAGAAGAUGAGUCGGCUCCUAAGGAGGUCAGCAGGUACCAAGACACGAAUAUGCAGGGAGUUGUGUAUGAACUCAACAGCUACAUAGAACAGCGGUUGGAUACAGGAGGAGACAACCAGCUACUCCUCUAUGAAUUGAGUAGCAUCAUUAAAAUAGCCACAAAAGCUGAUGGAUUUGCACUGUAUUUCCUUGGAGAGUGCAAUAAUAGUCUGUGCGUCUUCACUCCGCCUGGAAUCAAAGAAGGAAAACCCCGGCUCAUCCCUGCUGGGCCCAUUGCCCAGGGAACCACCACCUCUGCCUACGUGGCCAAGUCCAGAAAAACAUUGCUAGUGGAGGACAUCCUUGGGGAUGAGCGAUUUCCGAGAGGUACUGGACUGGAGUCGGGGACUCGCAUCCAGUCGGUGCUCUGUUUACCGAUUGUCACUGCCAUUGGCGAUUUGAUCGGCGUCCUCGAGCUGUAUCGGCACUGGGGCAAAGAAGCCUUCUGUAUGAGCCACCAGGAGGUCGCGACAGCCAAUCUCGCCUGGGCUUCAGUAGCAAUACAUCAGGUGCAGGUAUGCAGAGGCCUUGCUAAACAGACGGAACUGAAUGACUUCCUACUUGAUGUGUCCAAGACAUAUUUUGAUAACAUAGUCGCAAUAGACUCUCUACUUGAACACAUAAUGAUAUAUGCAAAAAAUCUGGUGAAUGCAGACCGCUGUGCACUUUUCCAGGUAGACCAUAAGAACAAGGAGUUAUAUUCAGACCUUUUUGAUAUUGGAGAGGAAAAGGAAGGAAAACCCAUCUUCAAGAAGACCAAAGAGAUAAGAUUUUCAAUUGAGAAAGGAAUUGCCGGUCAGGUAGCAAGAACAGGGGAAGUCCUGAACAUUCCAGAUGCCUAUGCAGACCCACGCUUCAACAGGGAAGUGGACUUGUACACGGGGUACACGACCCGGAAUAUCCUGUGCAUGCCCAUCGUGAGCCGAGGCAGCGUGAUCGGCGUGGUGCAGAUGGUGAACAAGAUCAGCGGCAGUGCCUUCUCGAAAACGGACGAGAACAACUUCAAGAUGUUCGCCGUCUUCUGUGCUUUAGCCUUACACUGUGCCAAUAUGUACCACCGAAUCCGCCAUUCCGAGUGCAUUUACCGGGUGACGAUGGAGAAGCUGUCCUACCACAGCAUCUGCACGGCCGAGGAGUGGCAGGACCUCAUGCGCUUCAGCCUCCCCGUGCGCCUCUGCAAGGAGAUCGAACUAUUCCACUUUGACAUUGGUCCUUUUGAAAACAUGUGGCCUGGAAUUUUUGUGUACAUGGUCCAUCGGUCCUGUGGGACAUCCUGCUUUGAGCUUGAAAAGUUGUGUCGCUUUAUUAUGUCUGUGAAGAAGAACUACCGGCGGGUGCCGUACCACAACUGGAAGCACGCCGUCACCGUGGCACACUGCAUGUACGCCAUCCUGCAGAACAACCACGGGCUCUUCACCGACCUGGAGCGCAAAGGACUGCUGAUCGCGUGCCUGUGUCAUGACCUGGACCACAGAGGCUUCAGCAACAGCUACCUGCAGAAGUUCGACCACCCCCUGGCGGCUCUCUACUCCACGUCCACCAUGGAGCAGCACCACUUCUCCCAGACCGUGUCCAUCCUCCAGUUGGAAGGGCACAAUAUCUUCUCCACCCUGAGCUCCAGUGAAUAUGAACAGGUGCUUGAGAUCAUCCGCAAAGCCAUCAUUGCCACAGACCUUGCUCUGUACUUUGGAAACAGGAAACAGUUGGAAGAGAUGUACCAGACCGGAUCGCUAAACCUUAAUAAUCAAUCACAUAGAGAUCGUGUCAUUGGUCUGAUGAUGACUGCCUGUGAUCUUUGCUCUGUAACAAAACUAUGGCCGGUUACAAAAUUGACAGCAAAUGAUAUAUAUGCAGAGUUUUGGGCUGAGGGUGAUGAGAUGAAGAAGCUGGGAAUACAGCCCAUUCCCAUGAUGGACAGAGACAAGAAAGAUGAGGUCCCACAAGGCCAGCUGGGCUUCUACAACGCCGUGGCCAUCCCCUGCUACACCACGCUCACGCAGAUCUUCCCGCCCACCGAGCCGCUCCUCAAAGCCUGCAGGAACAACCUCAGCCAGUGGGAGAAGGUGAUCCGAGGGGAGGAGAGCGCCGUGUGGGCCUCAUCCCGGCCCGCGGCCCCGGGGCCGUCGGAGAAGCUGCCCGUGAAGGUCGACGACUGAGGCCCCGCGAGCCGCCCCGCCUACACCUGCUCGUCCCGCUUCCUUGACUUUUCUUCCUUUUCUUUUCGUGGGGGGAAACCUACACCGGGUGACUCGGGCACAAGCCUCUCGAAGAAGGUGGCAUCCGGAGAACACGUCAAGCCGAUGACUCCCCGCCAGGCUCCUCUGUGACGCGCCGGAGACCGCGACCGCCCAGGACCACCCCGUGGCCGCCCCGGGGGCUCCGUCUGAGCCGUGAACUGGCCUUUUCUAACAGGCGCGCGUGGCUGAGGCCUUAGUGGACACGGACGAGAAUUACUCAGAAGGGGGUACUUUUCCACUGUAUCUUUCUAGGGAGGGGUUAACAUGGUACUAUUAUGGUAUUGUGCUUUGGCUUAAACACCAAUGUUGCUUUGAUGUUGUUGGUUAUAAAUAGGAAUUUUUACACAUUACUGUUGUGAAUGUUUGUGUGUGACCUACUCGUAAUUAGCGUGAAUUAUAGCAGACAGCCUCGGGACAAGCGUCACUGAGGUGACAGUAAGUGUCUUUCUGCAAUCAGUGAUGGAGACUAGAUUCCUGUUUCAGAGCCUCAUGAAUUAAAAGCGAGGUGGACGAAAAGUGUGUUCUUCAAGUUUAUACUAAGGGGCUUGGAUGAGUAGAUUUGCACUAAAGGAAGUAGCCCUUCUAUCCUCUUGAGAAGAGAUGCAGAUACACAUCAGAAUAAAUCUCAGAACUCCAAGUAUCAGUUCAAAAUAUGUCCAAGAAUGUUUUUUUAUUUUUUGUUUCCUUCAUUGUAGGCACGUUUUCUAAACCCUUUGCAUAAAGAGCAACAACAACAAAAAUAAGCCAGGCAUAUGAAUUGUUCUUAACAGGUCUUACGGGAUGUCAAAUGUGAAUUUUAAUAAUGAUUUCUUUAUAUUUUCACUUGGUGUCAUUGCAAAAUUUUAGACUCACAUUCAAAGUGAGAGGUUUAUUCUAUGAAUUAUUUAAUUAAAACACCAUACAUUUCUCCUAAAACCGAAUUAAACCAUACAAUUUAAGUCUUGUGUAAUUUUUACUUUGCUCUGCUGCACCCAUGCCCCAGUCCGGCCCCUGCUUUGUGCUCCCCGGUCACGCUUCCCAAGUGCUCUGUCCACCGCGGGAGGGAGGGGAACACAGUGCGAACGCGUCGUGGCGCGGUUCUGUUCUCUCUCCUCUGCUCCAGUAGCAAGCGUCUACAUCCAAACCUGUAGUUUGGACAGUCUUCUGUAUAAUUUUUGUAGACUAAUAUUACUCUACAAUGUAAGUGUUCGGAAAAAAAAAAAACAAAAACCCACACAAAAGUAGAGGUCUGGACCCCUUCCUGCGAGGAUUAUAAGCCAGUUACUUCUGGUGCACAUGAAAGCUGUCGAGAUCUUAGCACAAUGGCAAGGUCACCUCCGGAGCUGUGUUUAGUCCUGACCUGAAGGACUGAGAGAACUAGAGUCUCAAGAAGUGAUCAGCAGAUCCGUAACAAACAGCUUAUCUGCUGUUCACUUGGCAGGAAACUGGAAUAUUACUUUUGAUAAAAUAAAUUUUUAAAAUAAUGCUUUUACAUAUUCAGUACUGUACACAUUGUUAUCCAUAUGGUUUUUGCAAAAAGAAAUCACAUGUUCCCACAACAUGACUUAAGUUGUAGCAGAGUUAGGUAUAUAGAAACAUUGUUCUUAUUUUAAAACUAACACUAUGUGUUCAGUUUCCCUCUGGGCUUCUGAAAGUUGCCGUCUUCCCUCCCUGGCACUCCACUCGCUCUUGUGGUUAUACAAUAUGAGAUAAAAUGAAAGAUCUAAAGAGAGAAAUACCACCGUGGCUUGACACACACCUACGGAAGUACAUGUGUACAAAGGAUAGAGAUGCAAACGCAUCUGCAGAAAGUAAAAAUCGGCCCCAUUCUUCAAAACCCGAUUUCUUUGUGUUGGAAAAUGUGAGCAGAAAAGUCCUUUUUUCAUGUUAGUGCAUUUAUAGAAUUGAAUUCUAAAAUGUUGCAUGUUUUUCUGCGCUCAGGUUUAUGAAACUGGACCCACCCAAUCAAAUUUCAAUCCCAAGAGUUAGUAUGGUCAUGUAUUGGAACUCAACUGACUCGAAAUACCACUGGAGACUGUUUAAUUAAAAAGAUCUUAAACAAAUGCAUGAAUUUUGCUUUUUGAUGUAGGAAACAGUCCUGAGGGGAGGGAAUCUCGUGGCUAUUUUUGCUUUUUAAGAUUGCUUUUCUAAAAUUACUACCAAAAAUUCUCUUAUUUUGAUAGAGCCAGCUAUCUUAUAUUAUUGACCUUGUACCUGGAACAGUUUUCCAAAGAAACAUUCAUGGGUUUAUGGGUUGGUUGAUGUCUCUUGAUAUAUUGUCAUAAUCAAAGCAAAGUUCGAACAAAGGAAGGACUGUAUUCUAAUGUAAACUGUCAAUAUUCUUAAGAUCUAGUUAGGAAUCAUUUAGCAUAAAUAGGCUCAAGAUGCGGUGUUAUUUAGUCAAUAAUUUGCUUUGGAAGACAUGCAGUUAGCAGUAUUUUUGUAUUGGGGCAGAUAUACUUAGCAGACAAACUUUUGAGUUCUGUUCUCAUCUUUUUCCCAGAUCUUUUCUUGAAAAGGCAGAUGGUUUUUAUUACCAAAGGUUUUGACGAGUAUCUCAUGAAGGCGGCAUUUUAUAUUGGGCCCAAAUUUCCCCAUUCGGUAUAAAUUUGGUAGCCAGCUGUUCAAUUUGUGGAAGUUUUUAUUGGUUGUGCUGAUUUAUAACAGACACAAUUUUAUUGUCAAAUGCAGUUAUUUCAUUAAAUUCCCAGAGACAGUGAAUAAAUUUUUUAGCUAGAAAUUUUCUUGGAAAUGCAUGCCAGCAACACAAAAUACUGAAUGUAGGCAGAGGAAUAAAACUCUAAAAAUUGCAAGCAUCUUAUUAAUUAGUAGGUGACUUUGACUUAAUGAAUUAUUUUAAAUAAAAUGGAGGUGGAAAGUAAUUCUCAAAAACGGCCCUUUUCCUGGGGCAGGAUUGAGAUCCAUCGCCCAGCUCUUGUUAUCCCCACGGGGCUCAUCAGGAGCGGUCAUGGGACAGAGACCACGCGGAGCAACUUACCAUAGCCGGCCUCAUCCCGACUCGUCCCUCCGCUGGAAGGAUGGGGUGCCACUGGAGGUGACUUUUCUCACGAUGACGCAAACAGAACUACUUUGAAACAGGA
Messenger RNA from Mustela erminea (ermine), 8199 nucleotides. It is a transcript of the gene PDE10A, whose product is annotated as phosphodiesterase 10A. The record is from RefSeq and is a predicted model, not a curated record. The transcript is spliced from 22 exons. Lineage: Eukaryota; Metazoa; Chordata; Mammalia; Carnivora; Mustelidae. Bases 2648 to 5038 code for a protein of 796 amino acids. Gene Ontology annotation, molecular function: 3',5'-cGMP-stimulated cyclic-nucleotide phosphodiesterase activity; protein binding. Gene Ontology annotation, biological process: negative regulation of receptor guanylyl cyclase signaling pathway; signal transduction.